Wasmannia auropunctata (little fire ant) is the source of this 2885-nucleotide messenger RNA. It is a transcript of the gene eff, whose product is annotated as ubiquitin-conjugating enzyme E2-17 kDa. Gene Ontology annotation, biological process: ubiquitin-dependent protein catabolic process; protein polyubiquitination. The coding region runs from base 344 to 787 and encodes 147 amino acids. Gene Ontology annotation, molecular function: ubiquitin conjugating enzyme activity. The record is from RefSeq and is a predicted model, not a curated record. NCBI's taxonomy places the organism in Eukaryota, Metazoa, Arthropoda, Insecta, Hymenoptera, Formicidae. Gene Ontology annotation, cellular component: nucleus. The transcript has 6 exons.
UGCGAGGCCCGUGUGUGUGCUAGCGCGCGCCGAGGUGGAAGGAAAAGCGUCGUCGCGAAGUAUAAAAACGUAACGAUCCGGCCGUCGGCGUCCGAGAUUCGCCCCGCGCGGUUAACCCCCGCGGUCCCGAUACAAAUUACGUGCGUGUGUGACGCGGACGCGCGUGUCCGCUCCGCCGACGGUGCGCGAAUCGCGCAGGCGGCGCGCGGCGCUUGCUUGACCAGCGCAGUCGGCCUACGUUUAGAAGGCAGCCAUCUUGCAAUCCCUAAUCAAAGAUCCACGGGCAAGCGGGGUAUCGCUGUCUGGUUUUGCGGCCAGUUAAUAUCAACACACAGUUCGUCAAAUGGCUUUAAAGCGAAUUAAUAAGGAACUUCAAGAUCUUGGUAGAGAUCCGCCAGCACAAUGCUCGGCUGGACCUGUAGGAGAUGAUUUAUUCCACUGGCAGGCAACAAUCAUGGGACCACCCGACAGUCCGUAUCAAGGAGGGGUAUUUUUCCUAACAAUACACUUUCCAACAGAUUACCCGUUUAAACCACCUAAGGUGGCAUUCACGACUAGAAUUUAUCAUCCCAAUAUCAACAGUAAUGGAAGUAUUUGUUUGGAUAUUUUACGAUCUCAGUGGUCUCCUGCGCUCACUAUAUCAAAGGUGUUAUUGUCAAUAUGCUCUUUGCUGUGCGAUCCAAAUCCAGAUGACCCACUGGUACCAGAGAUAGCCAGGAUAUACAAAACCGACAGGGAGAAGUAUAAUGAAUUGGCACGCGAAUGGACGCGCAAGUAUGCCAUGUGAUGCGCCAAUCUCCAUUGACUUCAACAUCCAAACACCACCAAGAAACAGCCCCAGCCUAUUGCCACUUACGCAUCAGCACCGAUUGAAAUUAGCUAUGGCUCGUAUACUUUUUAAACUUAAGCAGUAUUCGGGCCCGAGGAAUCCUCAGGCAAACGUGAUCGAUCUGAACUUCUCGCGGUUCAAGAAGUCCGCGAAUGGUUAAAAAAAAAAAACGUUGCCGCAAUGGCAAUUGAGGCAAUUUUGAAGGUGGUCACCCAGCAUUAUAUAUACUGAAUCAGACAACACAUGUCCGCUUUGUUUUUUCAUAAAUAAAAGAAAAAUGGAAGUAACAUAUAGGAGAGUGAAAGUAGGAUUUGUAUUUUGAAUCUAAUAGAUUGGUUUUCUCUAAUUAUUGUGCUUAUGAUAAUUGUAACAUUACCUACUUUCUCAGUGAAACAAAAACUGAAAAACUUUGAACUGACAGCACAUCGAUUGUUAGUCUUAAACGCAAGUGAGCAAUGUUUGCCCGUCCCUUGAAACGAUGUGGUCACUCUUUUGUAAGACUGGGCUAUAUAUAUAUAAAUAUUACUGAAACUACGUGUAUGCUUUGUUCAAUUAUUAAAAUUCCUUAUACCUGACAAAUUCUACGAGUAACUCGAAAUCUGUGCUUUUGGUUCCUGUGUGUGUGUGUAGUAAUUUAAUUAUGCAUAUCGUUAAUCGGCAAGUGGCAACCGUGCAACUUUAAGUAAUCGGAAGUACUUGCGAGCGCUGGAUAAAAGUUUGUCUGAUAUUUAAGAGUAUGGUCUGCAGUCUCGCGGCUCUAUAAAGAUUCGUUGUAUAAUUUAUUUGGAAGCGUGCGGAUCGCUCGUGUCAUCCUUUUCGGCUUUUACGCUGAAUAAAUGGCGAGCAGUCGAUUGGGUCACUAUCGUCAAUAAAUGACGUGAGGGAGAGGACAAUUCCGAUUAUUUAAACUUAUAUACGGAUCGCGUUAUAUUAAAUUAGGCGACAAGUAUGUCGAUACGGCGCGAGGGGGGAUCGCCACUGGAUUUGCCAAAAUCUCGGCGACUCGUCUCGCAUUACAGUGCAUGAAUGCACGCUAUUAAGUUUGUGCGUCGCGUUCUGCGGAUCAGGAAUUCGCACUCGCCCGUCGUCCAUCGCGACGCUAUUUUACUCGCAUCAAUACUUUUACUGCUGCUUUGCGUGCAGAUGUUUCUUUAAGCAGCGAUUUUUUUUUUUUAUUUAGUUUUCGUGACCAGAUGUUUUUUCCUUUCAUCCACAAUAUAAAAUGCGUACAGUCGCGACGGGCGACCGUACUGUUCCAUUGCUGGACCGAACGAUAGACUUAAAAUACAAUCUGUUAUUUAAACGUUACGAUUACAAUUAUUAUGUCCCCCGAUAUAUUGUGGCUGUAAGGGUAAGGCGAUGUGAUUACAUAUUAUUAUUUCUUAAAAACCUAGCUAUUAUACAAAAUGAACAAAAUGUGUCGUUAAAUUGCGAAAUGUCAUUCAGCGCGAUUAGUUCGUUUAAGAUUAUAUGAAACUACAAUAAUUGCACUGUUUUGAUGGUGCUAGCAGUGUGUUUUUGGCUUCUAAUCAUAGAUAAAUAAAUAAAAUCUGAUACGUCAUUUAAAAAGAAAAAAAGAAAGAUACGAUUACUUAAUUAGUGCGUAAGUGAAAACGACUUUGUCUUUGCGAACCACGUGUAAAGCGCGCGUCAGUGCGAAAACCGUCUCGAUAUGUAAUCGGUGCUUAAAAGAUAUACGGCAAGCUGAUGGGGCGGACUAAAGGAACUAAGGGGAACCUAGAGAAGACAAAUCGAUUAGUAUGUAAUGCGGCGGCCCGCUGUUUACGCCGACCUUGUCUCAUACGACCGUGUAUCUGCUGUAAUUUAAUUACGAGUAAACGCGUCUCUGUCGGAUCUGGUAUAUUUAAAAGUUAUAGUCCUCGAAAAAGAAAAAGGAAAAAAAAAACUUGAUCAUCGUUCACUCUCUAGUAGAAGAUGACUAUUCAUGUGUAUAAUUAAUUAUUACUACCGCAAUAAUGAACAUUUUUAAUAACUUAUCUUGUGUACAUUUUAGCAUUAGCCCUUUAUAUAAUAAAGUCCACAUGAUGAUAAGGUA